Molecule: messenger RNA, 1107 nt
Organism: Teleopsis dalmanni
Lineage: Eukaryota; Metazoa; Arthropoda; Insecta; Diptera; Diopsidae
Exons: 2
Source: RefSeq, a predicted model, not a curated record
UAUACAAAACACCAAGGCGCCAAAAACACCGAAUCCAUUAAUCCGCCAGAGGAACAAGAACAAGUAUGUGAAGAAAAACAAAUAGGCGAAGUGGUCAAAGAAAAAAUUCAACCUGAAGCCUGCAAAAUUGUUAGACGCAGUGGAUGCAAAAUAAAUUCCCAGGAAUAUCUUGGAAAUUUGGAAUAUGUGGAUGAGAGUCAAGUGAAGGACGUACUUCCAUUAAAAGAUAUUGAGGCACUUGAAAUCGAAGGCAUAAUCGCUCCAAAUCCAAAGCCAUGGGUAUACGACAAUAAACUGUUGGCUUUCAUCCCACCUGCUAACUGCAUUGCAAUUAAACUUGAUUACAAAAAACCAGAAUCCUUUGCAUCUGUUACUGAACGUCUCCAAUGGGAAGCUGCCGCUCUUGUCGAAGCAAAUAAAUUAAAAGAUCAAUUGGAAAAUGGUGAAAUCAAACCACGAUUAGUAGCACACAGACUUGUCUUAAAUGUCCCAAUCUGGGAACUUUCUUCUGAAAUGACUGCAGACAUUAUUACACAAAUUACGGAGAUAGAAAGAGACGAUAAUAUCGAGCGUAAAUUUAGUACGCAUUGCAAGAAGUUGUGUGAAUACGUGAAAUUGGAUCGUGUACGCGCUGGUAAAUGCCUAAUACAACUGAAAGGUUUAAAGAAGUUACAGUUAAGUCAAUUGAUGUUGCUACGCCACCCACAUUAUGUUGGCAUCAUCCGCCGCUUGUGUAGAUAUGUAGGAAACCUAGAGCAGUGGAACUUGCCCAGCGAGGGAGAAGCAUAUUUCAAGUGGACUGCUAAACUAAUCCGUCACGAUGCCACAAUUAUAUACAAUAAUUUCAAGAGAUUGUUUAAUUACAAUGGCGUAGGAGAAUUUUGGUGUGAAUUUAAUAAGCAUGUUAAAGAAUUUAUGAAGGUCACGCAGAACUUGACAAAGAUCCAUCGCUUUUCUUUAACUAAUUCUGCGUAUGAAAGGUUAUUAACUAUAAAAACAAAGAGGUAUGAAUCGGGAGACCAUCCAACUGCAUUCAUUCCAAAAUUUGGAGUAGUUUAAUUAACUGGAAGAUUUAAAAGAUAAUACCCAUGAUGAUUCAGACAUUGA